AUGGAACAUUACCUGCCGUCUAAGGGUAUUCUUUCUCCCAGUUUGUGUGAUAUUUCUAAUCAUGAUAAGGAUGCAGAAAUCCAGUGUGAUUUGUUAACAGAAAAUGAAGAGAUGGAUAUUGACCCCAGGCGUUUGCCUUAUAACAAACGGCUUAAAUGGCACAUUAAGGAAUUUUGUUAUAAAACAUCUAUUCAUGGUGUACCGAUGCUCGAACAAGCACCAAAUACCUUAUACAAGUAUGUUUGGGUUGCUUUACUCAUUGGCUGCGCUUGCAUGUUUUUGAUGCAAGCGAUUAGCGUAGUAGCCAAAUACAAGCGGAACGAAAAAAUAACGAAUAUUGAAUUGGUAUUUGAAACAGGUAAAACUUUUGCAGUUGGUAGUGAUUGUUUGCUUGAAAUUUUUGCCGAAAUGAUGGAUAAAAGAGAUUUAAUAAGUAGUCAUGGUCAUCAAAAGCGUCAACGACGUCAAAAAACAACCAGUUAUGGCAUAGACAGUGACAUGAAAAGAAUCAAGAGGAUAUUAGGAUUUCAGCACAUGAGCGACGAAGUUGCAAUCAUUACAAAAGCCCGAGAAAAUAUUAUUUUUGCAAUGUCCGAAUUAACAACUGAGCGACGCAUACAGUUAUCUCAUAACAAGCGAGAAUUAAUACACAAAUGUUCCUUCAAUGGAGCUGAAUGCAACAUUGACAAAGAUUUUCGCAUUGUAAAUGACCCACUCUUUGGCAACUGUUUCACUUUUAAUUAUAAUCGUACUGAAAACAAAACGAAUUCACGAGCUGGUCCAAUGUACGGAUUACGAUUAUUACUGUAUGUGAAUGCAUCAGAUUACUUACCUACAACUGAAGCUGUGGGAGUUCGGAUCACAGUACACGAUAAAGAUGAGUAUCCUUUUCCAGACACUUUUGGUUAUAGCGCACCGACAGGUUACAUAUCUUCUUUUGGUAUGAAAAUGGGUUGUUAUCACACAUGCCUCCAAGAACUGAUCAUUCGAGAAUGCGGAUGUGCUGAUCCACGUUUUCCAGCUCCAAGUGGAUCAACUCACUGUUUAGUUUUCGAUGAAGCAGCUCGUAAGUGUAUCCAAAGCAGUACUAAUCUGCCAAUUAACCUGCAGGAUAGAGAUCGGUGCCGUUGUGCACAACCGUGUACACAAUUUCUCUAUACAGUUUCUUAUUCAGCAAGCAUUUGGCCAUCACAUUCAUUAAAUGUACCUGUUGGGGAAUGCAACGAUUCACCCGAAGAAUGCAUCGAACAGUACCAGGAAAAUGGUGCAAUGGUGGAGGUCUUUUUCGAUGCUUUAAAUUUUGAAGUAUUCUCAGAAUCAGAAGCAUAUGGUGUUGUUAAAAUGUUAUCUGAUUUUGGUGGUCAGCUUGGUUUAUGGUCAGGCGUUUCUUUCAUUACACUUUGUGAAUUUGUUUGUUUACUCAUUGAAAUACUUUAUAUGUUCGUGAAUCAUCAAAUAAAUGAAUUAAAUAAGAAGAAUCGACCAUAUGAUAUCGAGGAUGAAUGA
Thelazia callipaeda (thelaziosis nematode) is the source of this 1506-nucleotide messenger RNA. The record is from the annotation of a GenBank genome assembly. NCBI's taxonomy places the organism in Eukaryota, Metazoa, Nematoda, Chromadorea, Rhabditida, Thelaziidae.